Blepharisma stoltei is the source of this 429-nucleotide messenger RNA. The record is from the annotation of a GenBank genome assembly. NCBI's taxonomy places the organism in Eukaryota, Ciliophora, Heterotrichea, Heterotrichida, Blepharismidae.
AUGAAAAAACCUAUAAUUGCUGCUGUCAAUGGAUAUGCAAUUGGUGGGGGAUGCGAAGUCGCUAUGAUGUGUGACAUUAUUAUAGCUAGUAAAACAGCAAAAUUUGCAUUGCCAGAAUCUAAAAUAGGACUAAUUCCUGGAGUAGGAGGCACUGAAAGGCUAGUCCGAACUGUUGGGAAAUUUAAAGCAAUGGAAUUAGUUUUAACUGGGGAUGCUUUUUCUGCUGUUGAUGCAAAAAGGAUUGGUCUUGUUAAUAAAGUUGUCGAUAAUGCUUUAGAUGAAGCUAUUGGAAUUGGUAGGAAAAUUAUAAAUAGUCCACUUCAUGCUAUCUGCUCUGCAAAAAUGGCAAUAAAUUUCUCCCUUGAAGUAGGGCUUUCAGAAGGACUCGAGCACGAAUUAUCUCUAUUUAAUUCAAGCGUUUCAUUAUAA